Fraxinus pennsylvanica is the source of this 315-nucleotide messenger RNA. NCBI's taxonomy places the organism in Eukaryota, Viridiplantae, Streptophyta, Magnoliopsida, Lamiales, Oleaceae. The record is from the annotation of a GenBank genome assembly.
AUGGCCAAUAUUCCCAAAUAUUAUCUCUUCCUCCUCUACUUGUUUUCUGCAGCAUUACUCAUACAAGGUACAAAAGGGUCCAGAAUUCAAAUGACAUUUCCUUAUAAUCAGAGAGCCUACCAUAUUUCAUCAUCAGGAGAAUUGAACUUGAAGGAUUUACAUUCAAGAAGAUUAUUGAUCGGAUCAGUGGCGCCAACUUGCACGUAUAAUGAAUGCAAAGGAUGCAAGUACAAGUGCAGAGCCGAGCAAGUUCCUGUCGAAGGGAACGACCCAAUGAACAGCCCAUACCACUACAGAUGCGUGUGCCAUAGGUGA